CUCCCGUCCGCUACCAUCGCCGUAACACCACCGCUAACUGCACGCGCUGUGCAUUCGGCGUUGCCCACGGCCCGCAGCGCUGUGGUCCGAUUCCUUUGUGUCGCUCGAUCGGCUCCGCAGUGCGCGCACACGCAGGGGAUACGUUGAACUUGUCGAAAGAGACUGCGGCGGCGGCGAAAUGAGCAUUGUGACGUUGCGGUCGAUGUCCGGUCAGAACGUGUGUGCGUCUCACAUCUGGGCCAGUGCGCUUUGGUAGGUGUCUUUGUGCCGCGGUGCCACACAGUCCCGUGCCUUCGUACCGUUGUUAUCGUCUCGUUCGUGAACUCCAUCCGCAGACCGUCGUUGUUUUAUCCGCUACGCACCAGGUCCCGAACCCUUGCCGUUUUCGUCUCGUUCCAUGGUUCACCGAUUGGACCGCCGAUCCGUCUCUCCGUUUUUCCACCGUUCUCGACCAGACCUAUGAUUCACCAUUUCGUCCCCGUGCCAUGCAAGAGAAACUGACCAGAUCUGAUCCUACGGAUGUCCAAGCUGUCGUACAGCAAUCGAUGAAGAAUGAUGACGGAUUUUCUCGAAACACCAGUUUUUCUUCAAUGAAUUUUGAUAUUUGCCGAAUUUGUCAUUGUGAAGGCGAUAUUGACACACCCUUAAUAGCUCCGUGUUAUUGUGCCGGUUCAUUACGAUUUGUUCAUCAAGUAUGCUUACAACAAUGGAUAAAAUCAUCGAACAUACGAUGCUGUGAACUGUGUAAAUUUCAAUUCAUUAUGCAAACAAAAACUAAACCUUUCAGUCAAUGGGAACAAUUGGAAAUGUCUGGAAUGGAGCGUAAAAAAUUGGUGUGUGCAAUGCUGUUUCAUAUAAUAGCCAUGACAUGUGUUUGUUGGUCAUUGUAUGUGCUUAUGGAUCGUACGUUAGAAGAAGUUGAACAUGGAAUGUUACAAUGGCCAUUUUGGACUAAGCUGAUUGUUGUAGGUAUUGGCUUCACUGGUGGUGUGGUUUUCAUGUAUAUACAGUGCAAAUCAUAUUUUAUGCUUUGCCAAAGAUGGAAAGCAUAUAAUAGGGUAAUAUAUGUACAAAAUGCUCCAGAAAAACCACGUAAAAAUCAAAAUGUACUCAUAGAUGUAGCAGAGAGUAAUUCAGUUGAAACUAAUGCAGCUACGUCAAUUGUAAAACCGCCAAUUGAACAAAAUGAUGAAACCAGUAUUGAUCUCAAAGGUGUACGUAAUGUUCAUAUAUUUUUCAAUAAUGAAGACAAUCCUAUAAGAUUUCAAGAGAUUGACAAUCGUGAACAAGAAGAUAUUGAAAAACCAAUUUCAAGUGAUACAGGUACAUCAUGGCACAUACAAAUUGGUAAAAAACAAGGAGAAAAUACUGAAGGUGAGUGCAGCCAAGCAGCUGUGUGCCAAAGCAAUCAGUCAGAUCCAUCAUUUUUGAAACUACAAAUUAAAACUGCUGAAAUAGUUAUAAAAUUUGGGCAAAAUGAAUCUGUAUCUACUGAAAACGAAUUAGACAACAAAAAUGUAAACAUUCAAAUUGAAGAAUCAAAAUCUAAAACCGAUGUGCCUGAUAUUACAAAUCCAGUUCAAAUACGAUUGGAUUUUGGAAGAGACAAGAACUAUGAAGAUAUAGAAGAAGGCCAUGGAUCUCCUUCUCAAUCUCCAUUAUUGUCUUCUAGACGACUCUCUAAUUACAGAGAUGAUAAAUAAUUAUUUUAUACACAUACUAUAAGCUGAUCUGUGAUUUAACAGAAAAUAAUCAAUAUAAUUCAUUUUCUUCCCUUUUAGUAGUAA
This is a messenger RNA of Sipha flava (yellow sugarcane aphid), 1787 nucleotides long. RefSeq names its product E3 ubiquitin-protein ligase MARCH2. NCBI's taxonomy places the organism in Eukaryota, Metazoa, Arthropoda, Insecta, Hemiptera, Aphididae. Gene Ontology annotation, molecular function: zinc ion binding; ubiquitin protein ligase activity; MHC protein binding. Gene Ontology annotation, cellular component: early endosome membrane; cytoplasm; lysosome. The transcript is spliced from 5 exons. Gene Ontology annotation, biological process: antigen processing and presentation of peptide antigen via MHC class II; protein polyubiquitination; immune response. The record is from RefSeq and is a predicted model, not a curated record. Bases 486 to 1703 code for a protein of 405 amino acids.